Messenger RNA from Scaptodrosophila lebanonensis, 1083 nucleotides. RefSeq names its product larval cuticle protein LCP-30 (gene Cpr49Ac). The record is from RefSeq and is a predicted model, not a curated record. The transcript is spliced from 7 exons. NCBI's taxonomy places the organism in Eukaryota, Metazoa, Arthropoda, Insecta, Diptera, Drosophilidae. Gene Ontology annotation, molecular function: structural constituent of chitin-based larval cuticle. Gene Ontology annotation, cellular component: chitin-based extracellular matrix.
AUGAGCUAAUUCAUCGAUUAUAUUUCUUUAAUGGCCGCCGUCGCACUCUGCCAUGCUAAUCCACUCCAGACCUCAAACGACAAUGGCAAGUAUACGGUUUCAAACUCCAACGACGGCAAAUAUCAAUCCCACGAUGAUGGACGGUAUCAUCCGAGUUCAAAUAACGAAGGACGCAGUGGUUCACAGGAUGCUUUAGGUCGAUACAAUGAAGUAAUACAGCCGUACCGUCACGUACAUGACAAUCGUGAGCUCGGACAAUAUCAUCACAUUCCAUACCCCUAUGAUGGUGGCUAUGGACCAUAUGCGGGCAGCAAUCUGCCCUAUGUUCAUGAUGACAGGCCCUACAACCACGAUCUGUACACAUCCACUACCACCAAGAAGCCAACCACAACCACCAAACGUACCACCACAACGACGACGACAACCACGACCACGCCAAGAACCGUUCUCUUCAACUACGAUGACGAGGGCCGCCAUAAGAUUCUGCAUCAGGAGGAGAUCCGCAAGAAGGACAAAUACGAUCAUGCCUUCCUCACCGAGAACGGCAUCUAUGGUGAGGAACAGGCGAAGCUGCACCAUGAAGGCGGCACCCAUGCCAAGGGCGUGUAUGAGUACACUGGUGAUGAUGGCAAGCUCUAUCGCGUGAAUUACAAGAGCAACCACGAUGGCUUUAUGCCUGAGGGUGAACACAUUCCCACACCACCACCAAUUCCGGAGGCCAUUGCCCGUGCCCUCAAAUACGUCGAGGAACAGCACAAGGCGAAUGGCGACAAGCCGUUGUACGAUCAUCGUGGCUUCCGCAUCAAUCACAAGACGAAGGAGAUUAAGGCACAAAUCAAGUCGAUGCACUUGGAGCGCAUGCCCAAGGCACUUGGAGAUCAACUACGCAUGUUGGAGCAUGAGGUGGAACUAGCCGAGGAGGAGGAAGAGCGUGAGGAGCGAGAGCAGCGCCAGAGGCUUCAAAACCAGCGUGAGGCCGCCAAAUUGAGGAAGACCCAUCCCACCCAAAAGCCACGAACCACACGCACGCCUUCGGAAUACUACACAACUGAAUUGGUCACGGACCAGGCGAUUCUCAACUGA